Messenger RNA from Dimorphilus gyrociliatus, 2278 nucleotides. NCBI's taxonomy places the organism in Eukaryota, Metazoa, Annelida, Polychaeta, Dinophilidae. The record is from the annotation of a GenBank genome assembly.
GGUAAUUUUUGGUUCGACCUUGAACCCAAGAAAACGAAGAAGAAAUUUCUUUUAAAUCAUUCAAACUAAAUAUUAAAGGACUAAUUGUAAUUUCUUCUUCAUUGAAAAAUUAGGUCGAAUAAAGACCAAAUUCGAUUCCCCGAAGAUUUAGUGAUUACUUCAUUCAGUGUUAUCUCUCUAUUUCUGACGUUCUAAUUACAUUUCACAAACACAACCAAAAAAUAUGCCUGGAAAACUGAAGGUUUGUGUGGUAGCUGCACGGAAUUUACCCGUGAUGGACAGAGCUACAGAUUUAACGGAUGCUUUUGUUGAGGCUGAAGAUGAAGAAUUACAGGAUUUUCCAUUGCAACUAAGGGUUUUGGAUCACGACACAUAUAGUGCUCACGAUGCUAUUGGUAAAGUGUAUAUUGAUUUAAAUCCCUUGCUAUUAAAGGAUGGAGCUGAAUCCCUCAGUGGAUGGUUUCCUAUUUACGAUACUAUGCACGGGAUAAGAGGAGAACUAAACGUUGUGGUUAAAGUAGAGCUAUUUACUGAUCUUAAUAAAUUUAGACAGUCUUCUUGCGGCGUAUACUUUUUUGCCACUGCAACGGUCCCAUCCGGUUACAAGUUACAAGCCAUACAGGGCUUCGUUGAAGAAUUGGUUGUCAACGAUGAUCCAGAACAUCAAUGGAUUGAUAGAAUUCGAUCUCAGAGGGCUUCUAAUGAGGCAAGACAAGUUCAGUUUUCUAAAUUGUCAGGAGAAUUACAAAGAAAAAUUGGUAAAAAGGUUCUUGAGUUAGGAGGAACUGCUGUUUUAGGAUAUAGACAAUGCUUCGAUUUAGAAGGAGUUUACGGAAUUGUCGUCAGAGCUAUUGGAACAGCAGUAACCCUUACAAGAGUACUUGGUGGAUCAUCACCAAGACCGUAUUCGCCUGUGAGAGAAGGUGGUAUAGGAGGUAUACAAGCGAAUCAUUUUUUUGCAUCUAGUCCACCACAUCGAACAAUAACGCAUAGAGCCAGCGUUUGCGGUCCUGUUUCUCAUCAUGUUAGAUCAUCAUUUUCUUCACACAGAACAUCCGUUCCUGAAGAGAGUGUCUUACCUGACUCACCACCAAGUUCUUCACCAACAAAACCUAAUAACUUACAACGACGUAAUAGUGACUCUGACCUAUCAAAUACACCCCAAAAAGCAGCUAGCAUGGCUGGAAGUAGCGGUAGUGGAACAAGUCAAGUCAAACCCCCUUUAAUGAAACCGAUGUUCCCGCAAAAUAGUUUAGAUAUGAUGGAAUAUCCUUUUUUCACCAUGACAAGCUUUCCGCCCGGUUUUAUUGCGAAUAUAGGCGGUGCGGUUUCAGCAAGAUCCGUCAGAUUAUUGGAUAAAAUAAAUAAUCCAGAUGAAUCGGAAACAAGAGAUGCUUGGUGGUCAGAAAUUCGAACAGAAAUUCGCUCUCACGCUAAAUCUUUGUCCUGUAAUGCAGUUUUAGGCUAUUCAGAACAUACAACGAUAUGCGAGGAAAUUAUUAUACUAUCCGCCAUUGGGACGGCUGCUAAUAUAAGCCUAAGAAAUGGAGUUCCGGAUGUUGACGUUUUUACUUUUAUUGAAAAACAAACUCGUCCCAUGGCUCCUGAAGGAGAAGAGAUUGAUGGAAAAUGCAAGCUUCAUGUCGACGUAAAUUUGGCGAAUCAAGUAAAAUUGUCACCGUCCACUUCUCUUUCCGCUCCACCAACGGCCUCUGUAGAAAGAGAACCGAUUCCUCCAUCUUGUGAUCUUUGUCACGCUCCCUACGCUGAAUCGUCCCAUACUGCCCCAUCAAACAUGCUAUUGAGCACGUGCAACAUGUGCAAGUAUUGCAAAGUACCCGAUGUACUGUUUACGACUUUGGAGUUCCCUAGGGAAUUACCAAUAAUUGGUAAAGGAACGAUGGUAAGAGCGCAUAUUUCACGUCCGAAACGUGAUAUUAAGGGAGAAUCGAACGCUAAGGAAAUAAGUGAACAACUACCGUUUAUGGAAUAUGAACUGUACAAACAAUUGUUCAAUAAGGUUAAAUUAAAGGGCAUGAAUGCGGUUUUUGGGUUAAAGAAGAUGUUUAUUAUAGGGGAAACAUCUAUAGUAGCAUUAGCUAUUGCAACUGCGGUAUUUGCUGCUGCUUUACCACCGGCUCUGCCCCCAAAAGUUGUGUAUAAAUCAGAUCAUCCCGCAGGAAAGAAAGUUGACGAUCGAGUUAUUGAAAGUCUACGAUCCAAGGUUAUUGACGAAUUUAAUUCCAACUGUGAAAGAUACGGGUUACCCCAGGCUUAA